Stylonychia lemnae is the source of this 366-nucleotide messenger RNA. The record is from the annotation of a GenBank genome assembly. NCBI's taxonomy places the organism in Eukaryota, Ciliophora, Spirotrichea, Sporadotrichida, Oxytrichidae.
AUGCUUGUUUUUAAGAAUUAUAAGAGGAUUAUAGAAAAUUACGAGAGACAUCUUGCUAACACUACUAAUUGCAACAAUUUCUUCCAUUUAAACCCAAUUAUUAAGUUUGUGCUCUUGAAGAUAUUAGAGUUUAAGGGUGAAAAGAGAUUUGUUGAAUAGGUGAGGAACUUUAAACCUUUAAACGAUGAUCAGCUAGAUUAGCUUAUGAUAAGACAAAGAGACAUCUAUGUGAAGAUGCAUAAUAAGUGGAAUGGUCUAGGUAAUGAGGCUUUGAUUAUGCCUACCCAAGCGAUUCCUGCUUUUAAACAUGUUAAUAAUGGGGAAGAGUUGUACCAAUAACAGAAGUACAAGAAGGUGAGGAUUUGA